AUGUACCAAGCCGUGCGCUGCUUCCCGAUGGCAGCCUUUUCCGGUCCCUCGGCGACUCUCGUCGCCCAGCGCUCUGUGCGCUCGCUUUGGACCACUUGGCGGCCGGCUGUCCCUUCUUUUCGGCAGCACUCAAGGACCUCGCCAUCGUCUGCUCUUCCUUCCAGCGGCAGCGCUGCAGCGGUCGCUGCGUACAUCGGCUGCCGGCGGAAAGGCAGUGGCCGAGAGUCAUUCAGAUCAUUCAGAAUCUGGAGUGGACAUGUUGCUCGGGAUGCACAGACAGGGACAAGUCCCAUGUCGGUGGAGGCCAUGGUCGAGCUUGCCCAGCAGGGUGCCUUCGACGGGGAGGCGGUGCGGAACCUCCGAGCCUUAAGCAGCGAAGCUCGGGAGGAGCUCUUGAAGGAGCUUUGGGAACCCGCGAUGUCCCUUGGGGGUGGUGGGGGUGCCUGGGCUGUUCACGCUGCCUUUCUCGCCUCGGACCACAGGCGCCUUGCCCAGCUGGCGACCUCAGGUUCCCAGGCCGUGGGCGUGCGCGCUCUGACCGCGUUGUUGAAGACAGAUCCUGCAAGGCUCAUCAGCCUUCUUGGCCUUCCUCAGGGCGGUAAAAGUGAGGGCAGCCCACUCAGUGCGGCGCGCCGGCGCGUGGCCCUGCGUGCGCUGGGGAGGCUGAGUCACAAUGCCUUGCAGGGCCUUGUCAAUGAAGAACUUCUCAGCGAACUUGUUUUGACGGACAGACCUUCGGCUGCACGGCUCCUGAAAGGAGCCAGCCCGGAGCUUAUCGAACGCUGGUGGCCACGGCUGACGGUGCCGUCUAACACGGCCGCCGCCAUUGCAGCACGGCUGCCGAAGCUGACCCUGAGCUUGAUCGCGAACUCCCGGCAGAAGCAGUGGCGAGAGCAUGAGCUCCGCGAGGUGGUCGGGGUCUGUGCGGCUUCCACGCCGGCGGCUCUCGAGUUCCUGGAGCUGCUCGCAAAGCAGCCGGCGGCUUGCACGGAGGUUGCCAAGGAGCAGCCGAAUCUAUUCUUGUGGCUCUUGCAAGGCCUUUGCAAGAAGGAACCCAAGGCUGGCCUAGAGGCGCUGGCGAAGAUCCCCAGUCUUGGCCGUGCAGACCGGAAGCAGUGGGGGACGGUCUUGCGCCGGUGCGCUUGCCUGAGACCGGAAGAUCCGGCGGGAGAUUUGUGGCGACCGGCUCUUGAAGUGGCAAUCAAGCUGAUCGAAGAGGAUCACGCGCACUCCUAUGUGCGAAGACCAGGCUUCAUGAAGAGAUACUCCUCCGUGGAUCUGGCUCCCCUCUUCCGGGCGCUGAAGCCGGCAAGGUGUCUCUCGCAGGAGCAGCUGGGAGCCCUCUUCGCCCGCCUGGGCCUGCUCUCCCUCCUAGAUUCCAGGAGCUGCCUUUCAGUCUUGCGGCCGUGGAAUCAGGAUAGUGACGUGGAGGCGGCGCUGUCGGCACUGGUGGCGUCCACGCCUCAAACGCAACUACCGGCCUCCUUGGCGGCCGACAUCACGGGCCUCGCCCACUGGACCCCGCAAGCCAGGCUCCUACUGGCACAGAAGCUCACGCAGGAGAAGCCUCCGGAAGUCCCAGGUGGGGCUGUGAACUCCACUUAUCUGGAGGCCUUGUCCUGGCAGCCUUAUGCGGACGUGGAGGCGGAGAUCAAGAGGCGCUGCAGCAGCUCCAGCCCCGAAGCCCGGGAAGCCGGGCUACGGGAGUUGAUGAAAUGCGCGAGCAGAGAUCGGGAUGCGCCGGUGGCGGUAAGAGACGCCUUGAGUUUCUUCGAAGUCCGUCUCCGGAACGAGCAGGACAGUGUACGUGCAGCGGUGCUUGAGCAGAUGGCAAAAGCACCGGUGCUCCUCUGGCAAGACAUGCACGUCAAGUCCCUGAGACAGUUGCUCACCUCCUCCAUGCAGGCCAAAGGCAGUAGCUCGGAGUCUCUGGAGGUCUGGCGGCAGCUGGUCCAGGUUUUCGUGGCCAACGGCGCAGCCUUGCGAACUGAAUUCGGGCUCGGCCCAUGUGGAGCCUUUGGAAUGGAAGUGAGGGCGCAGAUGACUGCGGCCGAUCUUUGGGACAAGGACGAUGCAGACUUUGGAACCGGUGUCCUCAGUCAAGUAGCACGGCUGGAGCCGCAACAGGCCUUCGUGGCUUUUCCGUGGCUUGUGGAUUUCCUGCGCCCCAGCAUCCGGGCUUUGCUGGACUCGGGAAAGGUGGACAAGGCGUGCGCGCUGCUGGCUCGCUGGGAGGGCACGCGCCUAGAGCUCCUCCAACGCAUGCCCGACAUCCCCGACGCCUGUGCAGCUUUCGACGUCUUGCUGCGCGAGACCUUCGCGACUGCCAUCCAGGAGAGCCGCAGCUUCAACCCCUCGGUGGCCAAGGCUGCCCAGGAAGCUCUUCGGGCUUUGCUUCUGCCGAGCAGCUAUGCACCGAGGCUUCUGCCAAGCAGCUACACCCAGCUGAGCAACUCCAAGGGCCUGACGUGGGCACAGGAGAAGGCGGUGCGCCGCCUUUGCCAACUCUCCAGCUCCUGGUGGCAGAGCUUGCUCGGCCGCAUCAACUCAGAGCUCCCCUGGCACGCGACCCUGGCCUUGGAGUUUCUCGGAUCUGCGGAGCCUCGGCAUCUGCUGCGGCAACCGGCCCUCUUCGAUGAGCUGGUCCAGGCGCUCUGCACAAACUGGGACAUGCUGGCGGAGUGGCAGAGAGCUCAAUUCGCUGCAGAAGUAGUGCAGCGCCUGGACAGUGCAUGUCGAUCCAUGGAGAUGUGCUUACGCUUGGCACCUUUGCUGCAGCGACUCUGCGAUUGGCCAUUCUCGCUGGCACUUGGUGAGCCGGGCACGGAGAAGUUCAGCAAAAGCGUAGGUGAAGUCGGAUACAACAUUCGGCUGCGGUGCCAGGCAGAGGAGAUGCUGGCACGCCACAAGCCCCUCAAGGCGUCCUUCCUCGAAGGCUGGCGGCGACAGGAUGCCUCGCUGAAAGCGGAGCGUCUCUGCACCUCCGCCGUGCUCCUCCGGGCGGUGCAGCAGAAGCCGGAGGCGAUCCAGUUGCUGGUCGGCUUGGAAAGCAGCAAGCUGCAACAACUCCGGCUCCUGCAAGCAAGCGGCGCCCAACCUCUGCACUUUUUUGGGCAGGAGUGGACGAGCAACCGAGGUCCUCGGCCCUUUUUCUCCUGGCCCGCAGCGCUGCAGCGCUCCUUCGCCGACGCGUGGCUGGCCUUGGAACCAUUGGGGCUCCAGGAUUUCAUGGCUGGCUCGGAAGGUGGGUCCCAGGUCAGGGAGAAAUGCCGCCUGCGGCUGGCUCUGCCGGCCCUGCGCUGCGAGGGGGAGCUGGGCCGCGUGGUGGAGGCCUGCGUGGAGGUUUUGAAGUCCGAGGCGGCGGAGGACAGCACCGCCCUGGCAGUGGCUCGGGGCCGGGCGGGUCAGCUUUUGGACCGGCUGAUCCCGCUUUUGGCUCGCGCCGACCGAGCCAAAGAGCUGGCGCCGCUGCUCUCGGCGCAGCUUGGCCAAGGCAACUCCAAGCAGGUGGCUCGCAGCUUCCAGGUCCUUUUGCGGAGGCUCGGCAGCAGGGACGCCUCGGCCACGCUGGAAGCGGCUUUUCGGAGCCCCUUGAAAGUGGCGGAGCGCGUGGCGCUGCUCCGGGAUUCGAGCGAGCAUGGCCUCUUCAACCGCCCGGAUCCCGACUUCGUCGCCCUCAUGGAGUCCCUCUACGAGAGCCACCGUGACGUGGGUGGAGCCGUCCUGGUAGCGCUCUGCAGGAUGGGCCAGACGUCCCUUCUGACACGCGUGAGCCAAGAGGAAAGUUCGCUGUACCAGCUCCAAAUCCUUCUCCGCCAGCUUUCUUCUCCCGCUUCGGACCUUUGGAGGGAUGAGGUGGCGGGCAUCCUGGCGACACUCUGCCAGAGGCCUGACGUGGGAGACCAGUGUCUGCGGUGUCUCUCGGAUUGGGCGCUAUCCGAAGGCGCCCACGAUGCAAGCACCGUGGCGGCAGUUGCAAGCGCGGCCUGCGAAGCCUUGACCUCAAAAACCGAGAGCUUCUUGGUCAUAUUUGGGUCACAUUUUACUUUUUUAUGGGCACUUAAACCCAAUAAGGAAUAUGUAAAUGUACAUUCUUUUAUCCUAUUCCAACCCAUGAACUAG
Molecule: messenger RNA, 4122 nt
Organism: Symbiodinium sp. CCMP2592
Lineage: Eukaryota; Dinophyceae; Suessiales; Symbiodiniaceae
Source: the annotation of a GenBank genome assembly